Thunnus maccoyii (southern bluefin tuna) is the source of this 1952-nucleotide messenger RNA. It is a transcript of the gene gimapl, whose product is annotated as GTPase IMAP family member 9. The record is from RefSeq and is a predicted model, not a curated record. NCBI's taxonomy places the organism in Eukaryota, Metazoa, Chordata, Actinopteri, Scombriformes, Scombridae. Gene Ontology annotation, molecular function: GTP binding. The coding region runs from base 105 to 914 and encodes 269 amino acids. The transcript is spliced from 3 exons.
GUUACUUCUGUCAGCAGGUAGGAGGAAGUCUUUCUCCGGCGAGCUAGCCGCCCAAAGUCAAAUAAGACCUUAAUAAGUAUAAAAUCUGUCAUUAAACACGGACUAUGGCAGCGAAUAGACCGUCACAGACGGAAGCUGGAGACAGCCCUGGACCAGACGACGAGGCCAGAAAAGCAGCAAUAGCAGCAGCCAAGCUGGCCAACCGCCUGCCUGAGAUUCGUCUGGUGGUGCUCGGCUGGAGGUGGCCGGGGAAGAGCCUGACGGGCAACACCAUCAUAGGCCGAGAGGAGUUUCGCUUGGAACGAGCCGCUGAAUUCUGUGUGAAGAGGGAGACGGAGGUGCUGGAGCGGCAGGUGAUUGUGGUGGACACUCCAGGCUGGUUCUCCACCCAGGAUACACCACCGUCCUACAAGCAGGAGUUAGUCAGAGGAGCCUCUCUUUGUCCUCCGGGUCCCCACGCCUUCCUGCUGGUCAUCCCCGUGGGCAUGUUCACAGAGGUGGACCGUGCUCGCAUCGAGGAGCAUGUGAGCCUCUUUGGGGAGCAAGUGUGGAAGCAAACGAUUGUGGUGUUCACCUGGGCCGAAGUGCUGAGGAACAUUUCCAUCGAGAGGUACAUUCGCAGGGAGGGCAAGGAGCUGCAGUGGGUGCUGGAGAAGUGCAAACGGAGGUAUUUUGUUAUUAAUAACUGCAUAUUCGGGGAGCACCCCCAAGUAGGACGCUUAUUGGAGAGGGUGGAGAAGAUGGUGGCAGAGGAAGGAGGAUACUACAACCCAGAGGAGGUGGAGAAGGAGAAGAAACCCCUGGAUAAGAACCAGAAUCCAGCCAGAGAGGUGCGGGAGCUCGGGGCACGGCCCAAACAGAACUCUGCGCUGAGUUUGUCCAAAGCCAUGGAGGUGGAGUCGCUUUCUAAUUAACCGGACAUUUUGGGCUGAUGGACCCUCUAAACCACGACUAACGGAGCCACACUGAACUGAUGGCGAAGCUGCUUAUUUGACAAGACAGAAAAGAGACGAGGGUAAUUAACUGAAAGGUUACUGAACGGACAAAUCAGAUUUAUUUUAUUUAUUUUUGAAUCCAAAAAAAAAAAAAUGUUAUUGUGUUUUAGUCGUGUAUGACGCAGUAUCUUCUCACUGUGACGAUAUGAGGGGCCUUUUUUUCCACACUGUCCAAAGAUUUAUACUCCCCUGUUUUAACAUGUGAUAAAUGACAUUAUGAAUUGUAGUUUGGGAAGUUGGUAUCGGGGUGAUGUGAUGGGAUGGACAUUUUUGAUUUAAUACUAAAAAAAAAAAAGAAACACAACCUGUUACAUACAGAAGGUAAACAUCAUUAUUUUAAACCCAAUGUGCACACUCCUGAGUCUUGGCGGACAGCAACGGCAGAACUGCACUACUAAAUUGUUCCUAUAAUAUUCUGUCAAUGACUGUUGAGGGAAUUGCUUUUUUUUUUCUUUCCUCGUUUGUUGUGACCAAACUGUAAAUGCUUUCCUCUUGCUUGCGAUGUUUAUGACACACUCGGUGUACAGUUAUAAAGCACUUGAGCGGUUAUUGAUUUUUUUUGUCUGUUGUCUCUAUAGUUGGCCUUGAAGCAGGGAUUAGAUGUUUAUGUCACUCUGUGGCAGAGGGACACAUUUGAGGCAGGGGUGCACUACCGUUUUCAUUAAAUCUGUGGUAAAUUCUGGUUCAAAGUCAGUACACAAGUGGUAGGGAGGUGAGUUACUUUACUUUUGUUGCCUACUUUCCUGCUGCUUUUCCUGUGGGCUCUACAGAAACAGUCUCCAUGAUAAAAGUGUUUCUGGCAGCUACCUCUACAGGACACGAGAGGAUCGAUUUUUUUUAAGGCGGCGCCGAAUGACGGGAGUCUAAGAUUUCAGUGCAGUAAAACCCAGAGAGGCUGUACACAAGGACCUUUGCAUUGUGUUGUCUUCCUUUUAUUAAACCACCCUUUGAACUACU